Messenger RNA from Centruroides sculpturatus (bark scorpion), 2214 nucleotides. RefSeq lists its product as uncharacterized. Gene Ontology annotation, cellular component: nuclear RNA-directed RNA polymerase complex. Lineage: Eukaryota; Metazoa; Arthropoda; Arachnida; Scorpiones; Buthidae. Gene Ontology annotation, molecular function: RNA-directed RNA polymerase activity. The transcript has 3 exons. The record is from RefSeq and is a predicted model, not a curated record. The coding region runs from base 229 to 2214 and encodes 661 amino acids. Gene Ontology annotation, biological process: siRNA processing.
CAUUUCUCUUGUGGAAAAAUGAUGCUAGAGAUACAUUUCAGAAUUUAUAUUAUGGAUAAAUUUUGAAUUUUAUUACUGAUUUUAUGAUUCUUUUUAUUAAUUAUUAAUUUAAUUGCAUGACUUCAGUUAUAUUUUCUACAGAAAAUUCCUAUUUAGAAUCAAUAUUAAUCCUCCAAAAUUGUUUCUACGAGAAAUUAGGAAAGUUUAACGCAAAGAGAAAAAUUGAAAAUGGUGAAAGAAUUAGAAACGAAGAUUCUAUGGAUGCCAAAGAGAGAUGUUGCUGUCAUCAAGAAUAAAAUAAAUUAUUGUUUAGGGGCUGAAAUAACGGAUUUUGAAGAAAUUCGUCGUAUUUAUGAUUAUUACGAAGAGCAAUACAAUAAUUUAAAAUGCAGAGUAAAGUUCCCACAACGCCUUGAAGAUUAUAAAGAGAAAUUGAUACACAGAUGGUGUAAACAAGAUCUAGAGAAAGAUCAAGCAUGGUUAUCGAUGAAAGACACUAAAAUGUUUAGCACAUGUUCUAAACUAAGCGAUAAAGAAGUUCGCGUAAACAGCUUCUCUUUUUGUACAGUAGUUGGCUUGAACAAUUUAGUUGAACAUUAUAACACAAGUUUACAGAAUGCUGCCCUAUCAUUAGAAUAUAAAGUAACACAAAUCAUUGCAGACUUCGAACACGAUCGCAAGAGAAUUUUCGUAUACUUCAUAGUCACAAAAAAGAAACUUGGGAAACAGGAACAGAAUGCAAGUACACAUGUAUUACACAGAUUCGAAAUUAAGUAUUCUGACAUAUAUAGAAUAUUAAUUAACAAGUUACCUACUGAAAAAACUCUUAGUUUAUGCCUUUACCUUACAUAUCCAGUAUUGUUGUAUAGAGUGAGCAGAAACGCGAUACAAGAAUCUAGGCAUAAAAACAAGGAGGAAAAUUUUUACCUUAAUUAUCACAAUAAAGAUCCUAACACACAUUUCUUCAUUCGAGUGUCAAAAUUCUCACAUUGUUCAGAAUCAGAUAUUGGUCUUUCAAGUGUUUUAAAGUUAGAAUUAUUUUGGGAUCAAUCUUGGGAUGUGAUUUGUCGAUUGGUAAAUAAUUGUAAAGAUGUUGAUUGUUUCUUUUCGCCUCUCAAUAAAUACGACAAACCUAAAAGUUAUCCAACACCAAAGAUUUUAAAUGGAAAUUUUAAUUGUGUUUACGCAUUAAAAUGCAUUGUUUCCAGAACUAGAGAUGUUGCUGUGCAGAUGUAUUUGUACAAACAAAUCGAAUCUGUAAACGGCAAAUUAAAUGAAUUCGACAAUCCAAACAUCUUGGAGAUGACACUAAUUGAAAUCAAUGCUGCAUUUGAGAGGAAUAACAUUGUGAUUUUCCAGAAUGCACUGAAUUUCUUAUUUGAAAAAUACAAAGAUUUUGAUGAUGAAGCCAAUGGAAAUAGUCCAAAUUUAGUUAAAGUGAGAAGGGCCAUUUUGACUCCGACUCGAGUGAUAUAUUUGCCUUCUCAAUAUUAUUUUAGAUGCCGUUUCUUCAGGCAAUUUAGUGAAGAUUAUGCUCUUAGAGUGUCUGUUCGAGAGGAUAAUUAUGAACCAUUAUAUAGUUUACAAAAGAGUAAAUACGAACCUGAAAACGAAUCUGAUGAUGAAGAAAUAAUUAAUUUACUAAAAAUAAAUUUGUUAAAUGGUUUUAAAAUUGGCCAAAGGAAGUAUAUGGUUUUAGGCUCUUCAACUAGUCACUUAAGAGAACAGGGCUUAAUGUUUUAUGCAGAUAAAGAUGAUACAGGUAAACCGCUAGCUCUGAAAGAUAUAUAUAGUGAAUUGGGAAAUUUUGAGGAUAUCAAAUGCGUUCCAAGAUACAUGGCGCGAAUAGGUCAGUUUUUUUCUCAGGCAUUGAAUGCAAUUCACGUAGACAGGAGCAAAACUGAGGAAGUGGCAGACAUAACAAUCCCUCGUCAGAAUUCUGAUGGACAAUAUAAAUUUUCUGAUGGAAUUGGCAAGAUAUCUUCCGAAUUAGCAAAAAAGGUGUUUGAAAAAUUAGACAUUUUGAACGAACCCUCAGCCAUGCAGAUACGUUACGCGGGUUUUAAAGGAAUGUUGACAGUUUGGCCUGACAUGAAAGGGGAAAAGAUUAUUUUUAGAAAGAGCAUGAAUAAAUUUCCAUCUAAUAACGAAAGUUUAGAAAUUUUGAAAGUUAGUAAACCGAGUGAGUAUAAUAAUCUCGUAUAUUUAACUUAA